Dentiscutata erythropus is the source of this 431-nucleotide messenger RNA. NCBI's taxonomy places the organism in Eukaryota, Fungi, Glomeromycota, Glomeromycetes, Diversisporales, Gigasporaceae. The record is from the annotation of a GenBank genome assembly.
GAGAUGUAAUUCCAGUUGUUGGUAGUGGAAUUAAAGCAGUAGGAGGAGCAGGUGGUGGUGUACUUAAUCUUUUUAAGAAUAAUAAUCAGAAAAAAUGUAGAAAUAAUUUUCAAAAAUAUUUAUCAAAUGAUGAAAAAAAGUUAUUUUGGUUUAGAGACCGUUACCAGUUUUUAAUUGAUGUUCUAUAUAAUGAAGAACAAUCGCUAAGUUCAACUAUUAUUAAUAUUUUAAAACCAGAAAAAUACAAAAAAGAAAGCUCAUUUAAUGAUAAAUAUAAUAUUCACAGAAUCGUUUCGGGAAUUACUUUUCAAGAUGAAAAUACACUUGAAUUAAGAGAAAUGAAACAAGCGAUUACUUCACUUAACUCUAAUUUAGAAGAAUUAAAGGCAGAAUUAGAAGAAGAAAAAAAUAAAAUUUAUGAAAUAGUUUAA